This is a messenger RNA of Daldinia caldariorum, 1700 nucleotides long. RefSeq lists its product as uncharacterized. The record is from RefSeq and is a predicted model, not a curated record. The transcript has 2 exons. Lineage: Eukaryota; Fungi; Ascomycota; Sordariomycetes; Xylariales; Hypoxylaceae. Bases 632 to 1123 code for a protein of 163 amino acids.
CAGACUUAGCCACACGUCCAGCCGCGGUAUUUCUACCCUAAAACAUUGAACCCAGCGAACUUACAUAUGCAAAGUUGGUGACAAUAACCCUUCGUAAACUCAGGGCACUCAGGGCACUCAGGGCAUAUCUUCGCUAGUCUUAUUAUUGCAGGUUAUGUUAUAACGGCAAUAUUACCACCUGAUGCUAGUUCUUGAACGCUAAACUAUCCGCAUUCGAAUCCCAUGCCUACUCCCGAGGCCUAGCUCCCUCCACACGGCACCGCGAUGCUACGCAACCUUUUCGCUAAGGCAGAACAUGGCCCGCAACAGGAAAAUGUUGCUGCCGAGAGUUCUUAUACGGGCACUUAGGUUAAUAAGCUUAUUAAAUGAUCGAGGAAGACACUUUUCUUAAUCCCAACUAGAAACCAACAAACUGAUUGCCUCUUAAGGUCCUAUACUUUAGCCCGAACUUGAACAUUUAUAACGAGAUUAAAGUUAAGUAUAUUCUUUUAGAUCCCUUUAGAUUUGCAGUUUUAAUCUUUAGUUUAGCAUUGUCGCUGUUUAUGGACUCGGCUCAAAUAUAAACUGGUCAUGGACCUGGCAGGACAAAAAAAGCCACCGGCUACUAGUUUACUGGCUUAAAAAUCCCGAUAUGCUUCCGCGCCUAGUCCUGGACGCGCGUAUUAUAGCCUACAAUUACGAGUUAAGAUGGCACGCCGAUGCCCCUAAGACCCGUCUCACGCUCUGCGGCGAAGAGUUGGUAAAGAGCCUGUACAAUUUUUGUACUGAUGUUCCGGAAUACCUUAUUAUUUUCAUUGCGUAUAGCUUUAGCGGAUUGGUUGUAUUAUAUCAAUGCCAACCUGUUGCCUACUCGGUCCAUCCGCCGGUCCCUUGUCAUCGCUCCCACGACUCUCUCGCCCUGGGCUUUGUUCGCCUUGACCCGACGACCUUCGUCAACUACAAUACCACAUCCUUUCACAUAGUGUACAGACCUACUCGCGACGAACCUCGACCACCCAAACCUCUGCCUGCUACAACCGCCUCUAAAGCCCGGCGCUCCAUAUCUGCCUCGGUGGCUGUGGGCACAAUCCCAUACCUUCCUAUCUUUGCCAGUCACAAGAAUGUCAUAGGCACAAAGGGGUAAUUACGUCAACGCGGAGACACCGGAGACACCUGUCUUUGGCAUGGCUGUGUUGGGCGUCUCUGCACGAGCUGGGUACCCUCUUGAUCAUGGUCGGACCGAUUACAGCGCUGUUCCCCGUGAUACUGCAGGUGUAACAGGACAGGUGGGGACGUUGGGCUGGCGAGAGGGCCUGAACCAACUGGUGUUGAUCUCGGAUAUACUGUCACUUACGGGAUGACCGAGCCCAAGCUGCAGGGGGAAGAUGAAGAUAAACCGCAAAUAAGGACAUGGCGAAGUUGCCUAAUGGGGUUGAGUUCUGGUGAGGAAAUAAUCUUCGUACGGCAGGGGCAAUGGAAGGCACUGGACGAGAGGAAGGCAGAAGGAAAAGGAGAAGGGAUUGCAGGAUGACGUGGCCUUUCUUACGCGCUGUUGGUGACCCAUGAGACACUGCAGACGGAUUCACAUCCCCGCACACUUACGAUUCGUACCUCAUUCAUGCGGUGUUAGGCUAGGCAGACAUAGGUUGUCCGGAGAGCUGAUGGGCCGAGUCGAUGGCCGCGAGAGGCAGCCCGGUAGGAUCCUGGGUUGCUAUUGGCAG